UCUCUCUCUCUCUCUCUCUCUCUCUCUCUCUCUCUCUUCUCAGCUCGAAACCCUAGCCCUAGCUCUCUCUUUCACGCUCGAUCUUCCUCUCCAAUGGCGGAGGCGCCGCCGAGCAGCUGCUUCUUCGAGUUCCUGAAGCCCGCGGCGGAGGAAGCGUCGGCGGCGGCGGCGGAGGCGCGGUCGUUCGCCUGCGCCUACUGCUCGCGGCGCUUCUUCACGUCGCAGGCCCUCGGCGGCCACCAGAACGCGCACAAGCGAGAGCGCGCCGCGGGAUCCCGUCGCGGCCUCCCGCCGUCGUCCUCCUCAGCCGCCGUGCCGCCGCCGCCGCCGCCGCCCUACGGUGGUUACGUCUUCGUGCACGGCGUCCCCGGCGGAGCUCCGCCGCCUCCGCCAGUCACCAAUGCCGCGGAGCUCGACAUCGACCUCGACCUCUCCCUUCAUCUAUAAGCUUCCUCUUCCUCUCCUCC
Molecule: messenger RNA, 467 nt
Organism: Ananas comosus (pineapple)
Lineage: Eukaryota; Viridiplantae; Streptophyta; Magnoliopsida; Poales; Bromeliaceae
Product: zinc finger protein KNUCKLES-like
Exons: 1
Coding region: 94-447 (117 amino acids)
Biological process (GO): negative regulation of abscisic acid-activated signaling pathway
Source: RefSeq, a predicted model, not a curated record